Molecule: messenger RNA, 2648 nt
Organism: Cyprinodon tularosa
Lineage: Eukaryota; Metazoa; Chordata; Actinopteri; Cyprinodontiformes; Cyprinodontidae
Product: neuronal acetylcholine receptor subunit alpha-7-like
Exons: 9
Coding region: 71-1681 (536 amino acids)
Biological process (GO): signal transduction; regulation of membrane potential; chemical synaptic transmission
Cellular component (GO): neuron projection; postsynaptic membrane; synapse
Molecular function (GO): acetylcholine-gated monoatomic cation-selective channel activity; transmembrane signaling receptor activity
Source: RefSeq, a predicted model, not a curated record
UCAGUGAGUCUGAGCGGCUUCUGACGUUGAAGAUCUACCGCCGGGCAGCGAAGUUCGCAGCAGCGCUAGAAUGCGGUGUCCCAAGUUUUGGGGUCCAUGUUCGGUCAGUUUUUACAUUUGGACGGCUCUUCUUUUUAAAGGUUCCUUGCAGGGGGAACACCAGAGGAAGCUAUACAAGGAGCUGCUGGCCAACUAUAAUCGACUGGAAAGACCGGUUAUUAAUGAUUCAGCUCCUAUUCAGGUGGAGCUGGGCCUCACUCUCCUACAGAUUAUAGAUGUGGAUGAGAAAAACCAAGUGCUAAUGACCAAUGCAUGGCUGCAGCUGUACUGGACAGAUGUCUACCUGAGCUGGAAUCCAGAGAAUUACCCCGGUGUCCAGAACCUCAGAUUCCCUUCAGACCAGAUAUGGACGCCUGACAUUCUUCUUUACAACAGUGCUGAUGAGCGCUUUGAUGCCACAUUUCACACCAAUGUCCUGGUGAACGCUUCAGGUCACUGCCAGUACAUCCCCCCCGGCAUCCUGAAGAGCACCUGUUACAUCGAUGUGCGUUGGUUCCCUUUUGACGUACAGAAGUGUGACUUAAAGUUUGGCUCAUGGACUCACAAUGGCUGGCUUCUGGACCUCCAGAAUCUUGAUGUUGAUACCUCCACUUACAUACCCAAUGGAGAAUGGGACCUUGUGGGUGUGCCAGCCAAGCGUAAUGAGCUGUAUUAUGAUUGCUGUAAAGAGCCCUAUCCUGAUGUGACCUUCACAGUCACCAUGCGCCGCAGGACCCUUUAUUACGGACUAAAUCUGCUCAUUCCCUGUGUGCUGAUCUCUGGCUUGGCCUUGCUGGUCUUCUUCUUGCCAGCUGACUCUGGAGAAAAGAUCUCUCUAGGUAUCACUGUGCUGCUUUCACUAACUGUCUUCAUGCUUCUGGUAGCAGAGAUUAUGCCUGCCACAUCUGACUCUGUGCCUCUUAUCGCUCAGUACUUUGCCAGCACAAUGAUGAUUGUGGGAAUGUCUGUGGUGGUAACUGUCAUAGUCCUGCAGUUUCACCAUCAUGACCCUCAUGGUGGCAAGAUGCCCAAGUGGGUUCGUGUUGUUCUGUUGAACUGGUGUGCUUGGUUCCUUCGUAUGAAACAACCUGGUGAUGAGCGAAAGAGGCCCAAGCACAAGUACCGCCACGCCUCCCGGCAUCACUCCAGCACCAGCUCCAUUGAGAUGGGCACGAUGCCCAGUCUCACUGUGCCUCUGUCUCAGGCAUCAUGUCCACCUUGCCCAACAGCUGCUUCCAAUGGCUCCAUGAGUCUCUUCUUUGGCAAUUACCACUCCAUGGAGAGCCCACAUUGCCCACCUUCUAGUGACUCUGGGCUUACACUAGGUGGACGCACUCAUGGAUCUCCAGGUGAUGAGGCUGAGCCACCUGGGGGAGUUGGUGGUGGCGUUGGAAGUCUUGGGAUAGGAGUUGGCAUCCCCCCACCGGAGAUCAUGCGCAUCUUGGAAGAGGUGUCCUAUAUUGCCCAGAGGUUUCGUGACCAGGACGAAGCAGAGGCCAUCUGUAGUGAGUGGAAGUUUGCUGCUGCCGUAGUGGACCGGCUGUGUCUGGUGGCUUUCUCGCUCUUCUCCAUAAUUUGCACUUUCACCAUCCUCAUGUCAGCUCCUAACUUCAUAGAGGCUGUUUCCAAGGACUUCACAUAACUGCCUGCUGAAAGACAGAGAAAGAAGGAGGUGGAUAUAAUCAGAAAUCUGAGAAAGAUUUUUAGGUGAAAUCAUAGUCAAUGAAAAAUGUAUUUCCAAACCUUCUUAGCAGCCACUUGUUUAGAAGUAGGCUUGUAGUGUUUCAUUGGAAAAUGAAUAUUUUCUUCAGAAAAUUGUAAAUAAAUGUCAUACAAAGCAACGUUUAAAUAAUGUAAAUAUGUAAACAACUAAGGAAAUAUGAACUAAUUACAAUUCUGUGAUCAAAGAAAUAGCACCCUAUAUGUAUUGAUUUUUGAUUUUGAUUUUUAUAUCACUGAUAACUUACAGAACGAGGAUGCAGUAGUUUCAAAAACUGCACAGGGCUGAAAACAUUACUGACACAUUACCCUGCUAAUCAGAUUAAUUAGCAUUCAUACUAUAUUAAAAAUAAAGAAUGGAACCUUAAGAGAAAAAGCCAGCUGAUGCAUGUUAACACAAUUAUUUGAGGAUGAGGAAAUUAUAGAAAACCUAAGAUAAAAGACAGAUUUGCUCCUAAAAUAGCCUCAGUGAAAAAAUACAGUAUCUCCCCACUCACACAGUUUGAUCACAUUGAGGAAGGUAUUAUGCAAGCAUAAAAGGGGGAAGCCCUCUGAUGUUGUCUAACAUUGAAGUAAAUUAUUCCUAAAGCAAAAUGUUUGGCUUUCCUUAACAUCUGAGUUGUUUGCUUUGAGCUGAUUCAUGAAUUAAAUACCAGAUACUGAGAGCUGCUCUGUAAUUAUGGAGCAAGGAAAGAAAAUUUAAAGAAAACAAUCUGCACUGCUUGAUUUGCAAAAAAGAAUGACCAGGGAUGCCGCAAAGUAUUGCAUUUAUACAUUCAGGGAGGGCCUCCUAAUAUUUUUGCAAAUAGUUAUUUCCUAACUAAUUUAAUUCUUUCCUGUGUUGAACUGUGGACCUCUGGCCUACAGACUGUUGGAGAUUACCACUGCCU